This is a messenger RNA of Paecilomyces variotii, 1014 nucleotides long. RefSeq lists its product as hypothetical. NCBI's taxonomy places the organism in Eukaryota, Fungi, Ascomycota, Eurotiomycetes, Eurotiales, Thermoascaceae. The record is from RefSeq and is a predicted model, not a curated record. The transcript has 2 exons. Bases 117 to 896 code for a protein of 259 amino acids.
AACAUCAGCUCCGUCAUCGUCCCUCCCCCGCUUGUUGUAAAUAUUUAUUUGUAUUUCUCCAUCCAUUCUUCCUGAACUUCUCCAAGAAACAAGACGUUCUCUUUCUAGCAGCAGCCAUGUCCUACAACGACUACAACGACCGCUCCGAGUACGGCCGUGGCGGCGGCAACGGUGGCUAUGGCCGCGACGAGUACUCGGACAACCGCCGUGAUGAUGGCUACGGCAACCGUGGAGGUGACUAUGACGGUGGCCGUCAGGAAUACGGUGGUGGCCGUCAAGAAUAUGGUGGUGGUCGUCAGGAAUAUGGUGGUGGUCGUCAGGAAUAUGGUGGUGGUGACCGUUCCGAAGGCCGCUACAACGACACUCGCUACGAUGAUACCCCUCAGAACCGCUACUCCUCCCACAACGAUGACUACAGCGGAGCUGUGUCGCACGCCCAAAGACACGAUGACGACAGCGAUCAGAACUCGUCGUUCUUCUCCCAGGCUGCCUCCUUCCUGAGCCAGAACAAGGACCGCUUCUCCUCGAACACCGACAUCGACGAGGAGCAGGCCGUCAAGGCCCACAAGUCAUUGUACGGCGGCGGCGGUGACAGUGACCAGCAGCACAGCUCCCAGUCCGUGGGAGCCGGUGCCGCCAUAGAGGCCCUGAAGAAGUUCACCCAGGGAAGCAGUGGUGGCGGUGACGACAAGAGUCAAUUGAUUGGUUUGGCCAUGGCGCAGGCCAGCAAGCUCUGGGACCAGCAGGGCGGUAAUGCUUCCGGCGACAAGCAAUCCGCCAUCAACUCCGCUGCUGAGAUGGCUCUGAAGAUGUACUUGAAGAAUCAGGGUGGCUCUGGACUCGGUGGCACCGGUGGUCCCAGCGGUCUGUUGAGUCUUGCCAGCAAGUUCCUGUGAAUGUCAUACCAUGAGACUUCUCUCCCUAUUCCUAAUUGAUGGUCUCGAAAAGGGAUGGAUACGUGAUGAAAGCACAAAUGAAUGAAAAGAAGAGGCCCCUUCUACCUCUUAUGAGGUU